Messenger RNA from Vicia villosa (hairy vetch), 2906 nucleotides. RefSeq names its product receptor-like protein 7. Gene Ontology annotation, molecular function: protein binding. The transcript has 2 exons. The record is from RefSeq and is a predicted model, not a curated record. Bases 75 to 2774 code for a protein of 899 amino acids. Lineage: Eukaryota; Viridiplantae; Streptophyta; Magnoliopsida; Fabales; Fabaceae.
CAUGCUUUUGCAGCAUCCAACAACAUCUAUAUGACCAUCAAUUCUCACAUAACUAAGAGCAAGUAAAAAUAACAAUGAAAACUACAUUACUUUCAUUCCUUUUGUGCUACUUCUUCAUAUAUCAUACUCUUGUUGUCUCUGCCAAAUGUCUCCAAGAUCAACAAUCAUUGUUACUCCAAUUCAAAAACAAUCUCACAUUUGAUUCUCAAAGUUCCACCAAACUAAAAUUGUGGAAUGAAAACACUGCAUGUUGUAAUUGGAGUGGUGUAACCUGUAACAAUGAGGGACAUGUUAUUGGCCUUGAUUUGAGUUAUGAAUCAAUCUCUGGUGGAUUUGAUAAUGUCGGUAGUCUUUUUAGUCUCCAAUAUCUCCAAAAACUGAAUUUGUCUUAUAACAAUUUCAAUUCUCCCAUUCCUAUGGAGAUUUCAAAGCUUACAAGGUUAGUUUCUCUUGAUCUCUCUUCUUAUGAUAGCUAUUCAAAAGAACAAGCGUCGACAAUUUACAACCGGAAUCUACCAACAUUUCUCCAAAAUCUGACCAGUCUUAAACAGCUGUAUCUAGAUGGUAUAAAUAUAUCAUCUAUGGGAAAGGAAUGGGGAAAUGCAUUGUUGUCGUUGCGUGACAUACAAGAGUUGAGUAUGUCUUACUGUGGUCUAUCAGGACCCCUUGAUUCUUCCCUCACAAAACUAGUGAACCUAUCUAUCAUUGUUCUUGAUUGGAACAAUUUUUCAUCCUCUGUUCCAGAAACAUUUGCUAAUUUUAAAAAUCUGACAACCCUCAGUCUUUCAAGUUGUGGAUUGAUCGGUACAUUUCCACAAAAAAUCUUUCAAAUUGAAACACUUUCUAUUAUUGACUUAUCAUUCAACUACGAUCUCCAUGGUUUAUUUCUCAACUCAUUGUCAAACCUCACACACCUUACCUCCCUAGGCCUUUCUCAUAAUAAUUUAAGUGGCGAAUUUCCUUCAUCCCUUUUUACACUCCCGUCAUUAGAGUUGAUUGAUCUUUCCUUUAACAGGUUGAAUGGGUCACUAGAGCUGGAUAAGUUUUUGAAGCUUAAAAAUUUAACCACACUAGACCUUUCUUACAAUAACAUAUCAAUCGAUGUAAAUGUUGCAGAUGUUGAUUUGUCUUUAAUUCCCAAAUUUAGAUAUUUAAGUUUGGCAUCUUGCAACUUGAAAUUAUUCCCUAGUUUCUUAAUAAAUCAAUCAACAAUGUUCUCCCUAGACCUUUCAAAUAAUCAAAUUCAAGGAAAAAUACCAAAUUGGAUAUGGAAAUUACAAGAUCUUAUAUCACUUAAUAUUUCUCACAAUUUUCUCUCUAGUUUUGAUGGAUCGCUGCAAAAUCUUACUUCCGUCUUGAAAAUUCUUGACCUUCAUAACAACAAACUGCAGGGGACAAUACCUUCUUUUCCUAAACAUCCUUUAUAUUUGGACUACUCAAACAAUAAUUUUUCAGUUGUCCCACAAUAUAUUGUUAGUAGCAUAUCAUCUAUGGGAUUUCUAUCUUUUUCUAACAAUAAUAUACAUGGGCGCAUCCCUGAUUACUUAUGCAAUGCUUCACAACUUCAAUUUCUUGAUAUUUCCUUCAACAACUUUUUUGGAACAAUUCCUCCAUGUUUAAUCACAAUGAAUUUCCUAAAGGCAUUAAGUAUGAGGAAUAACGUUCUCACUGGCCCCAUACCAGAUAUAUUUCCAAAUUCUUGUGCUAUAACUAGAUUGAACUUCCAUGGAAAUCAAUUGCAUGGGCCAAUUCCUAGGUCUCUAUCCCGCUGCUCAUCAUUAGAAGUAUUGGACAUUGGAUCUAGUUCGAUCCAAUAUCUCACAGGAUCAAAUCAAAUUAUUGACUUUUUUCCUUGCUUCUUAAAUAGCAUACCAACACUUAGUGUCUUGGUUUUGCGGGACAACAAAUUCCAUGGUUCUAUAGAAUAUUCCCAAUCUGUAGAAAAUAAGCCUUGGAAAAUGAUUCAGAUUAUGGACAUUGCUUUCAACAAUUUCAAUGGAAAACUAGCUGAAAAGUAUUUCAAAACAUGGGAAAGAAUGAUGCAUGAUGAUGAUGAUGAUGCAUCAAACUUCAUCUUUGUGCCGUGGUUGUACAUAAAAUCAUAUUAUAGUUUUAGUAUUACAGUUACAUGUAAAGGCCAAAAGCUGGAGUUGGUAAAAAUUCGAAAAUUUUACAAAGUCAUUGAUUUCUCAUCCAAUUUUUUUGAAGGACCAAUACCUCUGUCGUUGAUGGAUUUCAAAGAACUUUAUACUUUGAAUUUUUCAAACAAUGGUCUUACAGGUGAGAUCCCAUCUUCAAUAGGGAAUAUGAAACAGUUAGAGUCAUUGGACUUCUCAAAUAACUCCUUGGAUGGUGAAAUUCCUGCGCAACUAGCAAGUUUGUCUUUCCUUUCUGAUUUGAACAUUUCCUUGAAUCAUUUGGUGGGAAAGAUCCCAACAGGUACUCAACUUCAAUCAUUUCCAGCUUCUUCCUUUGAAGGAAAUGAUGAACUAUAUGGCCCUCCGUUGAUUGAAAAGCAAGAUGGUGAGAGGAAGGACUUGCAUCCACAACCAACAUGUGAAAGCAUAGUUUGUUCAAUAGAAUGGAACUUUUUAAGUGUAGAAUUGGGAUUUGUUUUUGGACUUGGAAUGAUUAUCGGCCCAAUCAUGUUUUGGAAGAAAUGGAGGGUAGGUUAUUGGAAACUUGCUGACAGAAUUCUCUGCAAAAUAUUUCCUUGGAUGCAUCUCGAAUAUGCAACUAACAGAGGAAAAACUUACUUAGUUUUAAGGUGGUAGUGGCGUUAGGAUCUAAUAUGUGUGCUAAUUAGUAUAAUACUACUUUAUAUUUCUACUGUGUCGUUCUUUCUAUGUAAUAAUAUAUCACAUGCUAUUGAUAUUCCCAUAAAGUAAUGGAAGCAUUUAGUAUCA